AUGUUUACCAUCUUUGAACCGGAUUGGGAGGAAGUUAUUUCAAGGUAUAGAAAAUCUCACAGUGGAUCAUCAACAGCUGAUCAAGUUUCGCUGUUUUCAAUUCCUCUAAUUGAUAAACUGCAUUACAGUGUACUCCUGUCAAGUAUAUCACCACCACAAGGUGCAGGCGGAGCAACAUUCAACGGACGUAUUAUGGCGUUAAGAGAACUUGUUCAACAGAUUGAAAUAGCUAAACAAUUCGGGAAUUCGAAUACUUCCUCACUCAGUGGGAUGAGAAAUUGUCAAAAGCGAACACGUCCCUCAGUGCCGCUUACAUCGGCCAGUAAGUUAGCUACAGAGAAUGUUGCUUUCUUGGCUAAACGACAAAAAAGGCGGGUUUUACGACUGGAUCAAUUAAUGUCAUGGAUUCAAGAUAACGAAGUGAUAGCAAAGUCCUUACGUGAGUUUUACUACAACAAUUUCUUAUUUAUGAUUCACUCGUUAGGCGAUUCGUAUCAAAAAUGA
This is a messenger RNA of Trichobilharzia szidati, 504 nucleotides long. The record is from the annotation of a GenBank genome assembly. Lineage: Eukaryota; Metazoa; Platyhelminthes; Trematoda; Strigeidida; Schistosomatidae.